Messenger RNA from Triticum dicoccoides, 1608 nucleotides. RefSeq names its product serine protease Do-like HtrA. Gene Ontology annotation, molecular function: protein binding; serine-type endopeptidase activity. Gene Ontology annotation, biological process: proteolysis. Bases 1 to 1608 code for a protein of 535 amino acids. Lineage: Eukaryota; Viridiplantae; Streptophyta; Magnoliopsida; Poales; Poaceae. The record is from RefSeq and is a predicted model, not a curated record. The transcript has 11 exons.
AUGGCGGCGGAGACCAGAUCAUCGGAGCUGCGAUCCAAGACAACCCGCGGGGACGACCACGUGGAAGAAGACGAGGAAGGCAGGGAGCCCAAGAAGAUGAAAACAACUCUGGCGACGGAGCAAGAGGAAGACGGCGACGGCGACAAGGAGUUGGAGAUUUCGUCUCCUCUCCGCGAGCCAUACGUUCCCGACGGGAUAAAAGACAGGCGUGCCAACCAGCAUAUAUUCACCGCCUACAAGCUCGCCAAAGCCAAAUUCUCUGAAAAACGAGAUCGCGUGAACAAGAUGCUGCCCACGUGCCAAUACUUUCAAACGCCGCUCGUCUCCGUCCCCGACGCCGGAAGGAAGGCCGUGCUCCCGGCCGCCAGAUCCCUGAUCCGCCUCUCCUCCUCUCUCGGCCGCCAGCCGCUUGCGCGGUCCGCCGGUCUCUGGAUCGAUUGGGACGAGGGGAGCGGAGCCGGCAUUGUUUUGACAUCCGCGCAUCUCAUCCGUGCCAAGGAGCCGCUGCCCAAAGACUACCGGAUGCUCAAAGACCGGCACCUGUAUCAUCCCGGUGCUCAAGUUACUGUUCACUUGCUCGACGACACCACUACGGAAGGCCGCCUGCUCUAUCAUCAGGAGCAUUACGACGUAGCUUUCUUCAAGGUUGCAGUCGAUCGACGUGUUCAACUAACCUCCUUUGUGGACACAGUCAACAUUGGUCAGAAAGCUUUGCGACUUGGAAGAGAAGAAAAUUUAAAUCUCAGGAUAACCCAUGGCAAGGUUAAACUAGACGAGGCGGAACUAGGAGAGCGACACCACCACAACAUGUACUUUUAUCCCGAUGAAAAAUAUGAGUGUGAUGAUGAUGGAGAGCCGGUCAUUGACUUUGAUGGAAAGGUUGUGGGGAUAAUCAACUGUUCUGAAAGUGGAUCCUUUGUUCCUUCUUCCAUUUUGAACAACUGCAUGUAUUUGUGGAGGAAUUUCGGGUGCAUCCCUCGGCCCCAUCUUGGAUUGCAGUGUGAGGCCCUGAAGUUUUUAGAUCCCAUCCAUGCUGAGUAUAUAUGGCGCAAGCUAAACAUUGAUGAUGGUCUUGUUGUUAAAGAGGUGUCAAUAGGAUCUCAAGCUGAGAAAGUUGGAAUCCGAGUUGGUGAUAUUAUUGAAUGCAUUGAUGGAGAACGUAUUUCCACCACAAUUGAGUUGGAAAACAAGCUGUUGAGCAUAUGCAUGGGCACUUUUGAUAGAGGAAAUGACAUUAAUGCUAAAGUGGAUGUUUCUGUCCGAGUAUUUCACACGGCCAACCAUGUCUGGAGAACAAAACAGUUAACUGUAAAUAUAUCCGAUCGCCGAGAAGUUGUUGAAGGAGGUCAAAGCGUUCUAUUUUAUGCCAUGGCAUCAAUGUUUGACUUUCCUGUUAGCACCUGGCAUUGCUUUGGAUUGAGCCAAAAGUCUGGCCGAGUUAACGUGUCAUAUCCUCCGGUCCACAACAUUCCCGAGCGUCUCACAUUGGACACCACUUAUGGCGUGCCUAGGUGCGAUGUUAACAAAUCUAGCAAGUGCCUGCUGAUGCGCAAAGAGUUGCUCGUGGAAGCCCGGAGAGCAGUCUUGGCUGUCCAAACAAACAUCUGA